Messenger RNA from Cryptomeria japonica (Japanese cedar), 3205 nucleotides. Its product is annotated as probable LRR receptor-like serine/threonine-protein kinase At5g48740. The record is from RefSeq and is a predicted model, not a curated record. Gene Ontology annotation, biological process: protein phosphorylation. Gene Ontology annotation, molecular function: ATP binding; protein kinase activity. The transcript is spliced from 14 exons. Lineage: Eukaryota; Viridiplantae; Streptophyta; Pinopsida; Cupressales; Cupressaceae. The coding region runs from base 79 to 2862 and encodes 927 amino acids.
GAAUUUGAGUAGUAUCUAUUUUAUUGGGUUCUAAGUAUAGCACGGUAUUGCAAGCACUGCUUUGAAAAAUAAGCAAAGAUGGAAGUUAUUGCUUGCAGUAAAUAUGUUGGCAUCGUGAGUGUCUUCGUCUUCGUCUUCCUCUACCUGUCGUGGUGCACACUUUUUGCUAAUGCUCAACCAGGAUUUUUGAGUAUCGAUUGUGGUGGAGAAGGAAGUUACACUGAUCCUAACACCACUAUAACAUGGGUUCCUGAUGACGACUUCAUACACAAUCUCGGCGAGAAAGCAGAAUCAUACUACUCGUACACUGUCAAGUUUUAUUUGACACGCCUCCGAGUGUUUCCCAAGCCUGUUAAUAAGGCUUGCUAUGAAUUGCCCAUCACCCCGAAUUUGCCCCACCUUUUGAGAUUAUCGUUUGUUAAGGCUAAUUCCAGUGCAUCUCGAGGCUUCAAUUACUCUGUGGAGACCCUCGAUAUGCUAUACAUGGAAAAAGUGGUGUUCGACUAUGACAAUUACCUGGUAGUCCGCAGUGGGAAUAUUUUGGUGAGUGCAGACAAAGUGGUGCAUAUUUGCUUGAUCCGGACCUCAGAAUGUGAUGACCCACUUAUCUCGGCUAUAGAGUUGAGACUUCUGAAAGCAGGCAUGUAUGAUAUGGCUAAACCUGGAACCAUGUUGAAUUUGAUAGAAAGAGAUGAUGUGGGAGGUGUCGACAAUAUAACCAGAUAUCCUCAAGACCGAUUCGACCGCUUGUGGUCUCCUUGGUGGCCUCCGGGAACUAAUUUGGUGAAUGUUUCCAAGUCAAUUUCAAUAAGCAACACCAAAAACUUUCCUCCACCUAGUGUUAUGCGGACGGCCGUCGUCGGCAUCACAGACGACUCUGACGGCAUAUAUCUCAGCCUCGGAAAACCCACUACUGGAAAAGCCGUUGUGCUAUUAUAUUUUGCAGAGCUUAAUUCAUCAGAAACCGGAUCUUUCUCAGUGAGAAUUAAUAACGUCAUCCAAAAGUCACCAGUUGUUAUGAAGAAAGCUUUUUCUGCCAUAGAGCUAGACUUCCAAUAUGAUGGAACGAGAGCUGCAAUGGUGAGCCUACAAUCCGAUACCUCUUAUCACAAGCCUGUAAUCAAUGCUGUUGAGAUGUACAGUCUCGUUCCCACCCAGAAAACAACCUUUCGCGAUGACGUUAAUGCUCUUAGAGAGGUGGGGAAAGCGUUAUCCCUCAACAACUGGAUUUCAGAUCCUUGCUUUGGUUUACCGUGGGAAGGAAUCAUCUGCAAAAAUGUCUCUAAUACUAUCAGAAUUUCCCAAAUAAACUUGUCGGGAAAGCAUCUGCGAGGACUCAUACCUCCAAAUUUUCGACAUCUAACCGAACUCGUUUCCAUAUCACUCGACAACAACUAUUUCAAUGGACCAUUGCCUAAUUUGCUCAAUCUUUUCAAAUUAGAGAAACUGAAUCUCCAAAACAAUCAUUUAUCUGGUGAACUUCCAGAUUGGAUAUCUAAACUCCCUCACCUCAAAGAGUUAGAUGUAUCGAACAAUAAUUUUGAGGGUGUCAUUCCACCACAAAUUCUCCACAAGAAAUUUGCAUUCUAUUUCAGCGGCAACAAACACCUUUGCCCAACAAAGCGUGAGUGUCAUGAUCACUUCCCCUCAAUUGCGCUUGGAGUAGCAGGAGGCAUAAUUGCAAUUGCCAUUUUAGUGGGUAUUAUCAUUUAUCGAAUCAAAUUUAAAAAUGCAUGCACUCAACCAACCUCUCUCGGUACGUUUUUUACAUUUACUAGAACGAUACAACACACCAUAAUCACGAAUGAAAUUAAAAAGAGUCUAAAUUUUUCAUCUGAUACAAUCAAACAAAAUGCAGAUUAUUUAAUGGUUAAUGUAGCAAAUUCAUCAAAAUCUCGUGCCUUUACUCUCGAGGAAAUGACGAUGGCUACAAAAAAUUUUACCCAUAAAAUUGGACAUGGGUCGUUUGGAAUUGUUUACUUGGGCAAAUUGCAGGACGAGAAGCAAAUAGCUGUAAAAGUGCUCUCCAUUUUGUCCAAGCAUGGAAUUGAACAAUUCUUAAAUGAGGUUGACCUUCUGUCGAGAAUCAAUCAUAAGAAGUUGGUGUCCUAUCUUGGUUUUUGUAUAUGCAAUGAAUCCAAAGACCUAAUGCUUGUCUACGAGUACAUGUCUGGAGGAUCUCUGAGUGAUAAUCUCUACGUUCCACAGGAGCCAAAAUAUCCCCAACUAGAUUGGAAAACCAGGCUUAAAAUAGCUAUGGAUGCAGCACAAGGACUGGAAUAUCUACAUGUAGGUUGCACUCCAAAAAUAAUUCACAGGGAUGUUAAGACCUCCAACAUUCUUCUAGAUAGUAAUCUGAAUGGCAAACUGGCUGACUUCGGUCUGUCAAGAAUGACUAGCAAUGAGGAAACUUCUCAGAUCAAUACAACUAUAAAAGGAACUCCUGGAUAUUUAGAUCCAACAUAUUACAAAACUCACAUGUUGACGGACAAGAGUGAUGUGUACAGUUUUGGAGUCGUUUUGUUUGAGCUUAUAUGUGGCAGGAAACCCAUAGACACAAAAGUCUCUGCCGAGAAAAUAUUAUUGACUGAAUGGGUUGCAUCAUAUGCGGGAGUAGAUAAAGAUGGCGCCAACAUUGAAGAAAUGGUUGACAAGAGAUUGGGUAAGCGUUACAAUAUGAAAUCCAUCGUUCAUUUGACCAAUCUAGCCUGGAGAUGUAUUGCAAACCAGCCGUCCAGUAGACCAACUAUUAGUGAGGUUGUGGCGGAGAUCAAAGAAGCAGUCACAUUUGAGGAAGAAUAUUAUCAAGUUCCAGAUGAAGUCUCAGUCACGUUCACUAGCAGUUUCUCUAGUUCCUUCUAAUUGGUUUAAUAGGGAUAGUCUACAAUAGCGUACAAAUAAGAAUCUCAAGUUCAGUAUGGUGUUGAAAUUGUAACAGCAUAUUUCUUCGACUUUGAAGUAACGGGUUUUUAAAAUCGUAGAAGGUGCAGGAACCCAAUCUGUAUAUAUUUAAUAUUCAUUGUCUAAUGUUUAUUUAACAUUAGAAAGUUGAUAGAAAUAUUUAAUAUUCAUUGUCUAAUAUUUAUAGGUUGUAAAUGAUGCUAAUUUUGUAUGUAAUAUUGAAUAAUAUAUGUUUGAUCAUUUAUUUAAUUUGAAGUUUAAGUUAUUAGUGAGAGAAAGCAUUACGGGAGAGGAUAUUGUCACA